UCACCUCACCACUAUACCAGCAACAGGAAGAAAUACUGCAGUAGCCUAUUUGUGUCAGUUUAACUGCUGUAUUUCGUUUGCUCUUGUUCGUGUGCACCCAAGUUGUGUUGUUUACUCUUUUACAACAAACAAAGAAGGAUAGACUCAACUUCUCCAGAUCUACGUAUCUGUGCAUGAUUUUCAACCCUGUUGCCUGCUUAUACCCAAGUGGCUGGUGGGGUUUGUGUGGGGGUGAAUGAAGCUCAGGGGCAGAUGGCCCUCAGCAUGUAGUUUAGAAAAGAAGCCAUUAGGGUUGUGUAUAUGUGAGACUGGACAAGCAGAGGAAAACAGAGGUAAGGUGAAGCGACCAGAACUAUGGGAUGCUGCAGCGUGACCCAGAGGCACAUGGGAACUGAUGAAGUGGGGCCUGAUGAGAUUGAACUGAUGGAAAUCAGCAAUGCUGGGCUCUGGAGUCUUGCUGAAAGCAGGCUGCAGAUUUCCACAAUGAAUGGCACAGAUGAAGGUCAUCAUCGUAAACUCCAGGUUUCCACAAAGGAUGACAAAGAUAAAAGUCAUCAUCUCAAGCUCAAGAUUUCCAUAAGAAAUGAUACAGAUGAAGGUCAUCAUCGCUGUCCUUCUGUGAAGCACCUGACGCAGGAGAAGUCAGAUCCUGUCUGUGCACGAGAGCUGACACAGCACUCCAAUUCACAAUUGGUGCUUUGGGGAUGGACAAAAGACGAGCUGCAUCAUAGACUGUACACUAAACCAAUCAGAGAAUGGGAAGGGCGGGCAUCACACACCUAUGGAGACAUUAUCUAUUCAUCUUCUGUGUAUUUACACAGUGGACACACAAAGGCGAUGAGUGAAAGAUAUCUGGUUUUAUUUUCCUUCCAUUUGUUAAUUCUGGCUUUGGACAGCUCUAAUCAUGAUUUUAUUUAUGAGGGCAUUCUUCCUCUUUCUGCCAUUGAGGUGCAUCUGAUCUCUCAGCAGGACCCCGGCUCACAUAUGUUUGAGAUUAGCGGACCUAUGGUGGACUCAAAGAUCUUUAUUUGUGCAAGUGCUGCAGAAACAAAAAGUUGGAUGCAGAACAUUGAGGACCGGAGACACAAAAGUCUGAGGCAGCAGCUGAGCCCCUCCCACAGUGCUCUUUCAUAUCUGAUGCCGUGUAAUGAGAGCUGGAAGAGGGAGGAGCUUAAAAGAUACUUACUGCGGUCUCCCAUCUUGCAAUGGGAAGGGACUCCCAUUCAACACAUGGGCUAUCCAAAAUAUAUUUCACUGGUGCACAUCAGCAGCGUAUACUCAAAGGAACGCAUCCUGAAAGGACCUCAGGAACGUCUGCUGGUGCUGUUUCCAUUUGACCUGCUCAUUCUGUCUGUUGACUGUCACCGUGUUCGUGUGAAAUACGAGGGCCAGUUACCACUAAAAAGCAUCAAGGCUAUGGAGAGGUCUGCUCUACCUGGCAGACUGGAAUUUGAACUCAAAGGUGAACUGAUUGAGCCUCUGCUAGUCUCUUGUACUCACCCUGAGGAUUAUCAAAGCUGGAUCUUCCAGUUGCAACAGCCUGAUAAAGUGACAGAUUCGUUGCCACAACACACCCCUCCUCUCAUACCGAAAAAGCGCAGAAGCUGAGGAAAAUGUGAAGAAUGAGAAAUGAAUAUAACUGUGACCCGAGUUUCUUUGACGCAUCACAAAUGCUCCUAUUAUUCAUUGGGACAAACAGACAAUUGUGUACUACUGUGUAUUGCAAAUUUCAGCUCGGUUUGUGAGAUUUGCAGAAAGAUCUUUAAUAGUUAGAAAACUGUUCAGAUAAUUCUGUUAGAGAAUAAUUAAUACAGUAUUACUUCAUGUACUGAAUGAGUACAUACCUCACACAUGCACACAUACUGUAAGUACAAAGCAUUGUAUGAAAUUUAUGCAGAAUGUUUAAGUGAGAUGUAAUAAAUUACUUGAAUUAGAAACGCGUGCCUGGGCUUGGAGGGCUAUCUCUUAUCGCUCAACUGCAGCAUCUUUUUACAUCUCCUGGAAACCGUUCAAGGUUCUUCGAGGUAGAUAGCCAUCACAAACACAUGAUCCUCUUUAAGGAGUUGGAAUAAAAACUGACAUUUACGGUUCAACAGCAUCUUUGAAAUAUCAAGCCUUUAGGUUCACUGUGUAGAUGUUCAGAGCCUAGGACAAAAGUGUUGUGUGUACAACAUUUUCUGCACAGGUCAUAAUUCUGCCAGGUUAUUCUUGCACUGUAAAUGUUUUUGUAAAAACAAAGCACGCAAUACUAUAUUAAUAUCCACAUUUUUUACUUCUGUUUCACCUGUGUUGUAAC
This is a messenger RNA of Triplophysa rosa, 2296 nucleotides long. RefSeq lists its product as uncharacterized. The transcript has 12 exons. The record is from RefSeq and is a predicted model, not a curated record. Bases 355 to 1608 code for a protein of 417 amino acids. NCBI's taxonomy places the organism in Eukaryota, Metazoa, Chordata, Actinopteri, Cypriniformes, Nemacheilidae.